AUGGCCCUCAGUAUCCGGCAGAAGAGGGUGCGAAGAAUCUCCGGAGACCCAGUCGAUGGGGUUGUGGUGCAAGGCCCUGUGGAUGGUCUGGCUACUGGCACCCCACUCUAUAGUGUGGCGGUGCAAGGCACUAUAGAUGGAAGGACUACUUGUAGACCAAGGGGUUGGAGGUUUGGUACCUGGAAUGUAGGCACGUUGACAGGAAGAAGUUUGGAAGUGGUGGAGGAGCUGCAGAGGAGAAUGGUUGACGUGGCUGCAUUACAGGAGGUCAGAUGGAAGGGUGAGGGUACAAGGUUUGUGGGGGCUAAAGGUGGAAGAUAUAAGUUGUGGUGGAAGGGGGAUGAUGGUACGGGAGGAGUUGGUGUGAUGGUAAGAGAAGAGUUGUUGGAGCAG
This is a messenger RNA of Helobdella robusta, 393 nucleotides long. RefSeq lists its product as hypothetical. The transcript has a single exon. Gene Ontology annotation, molecular function: catalytic activity. NCBI's taxonomy places the organism in Eukaryota, Metazoa, Annelida, Clitellata, Rhynchobdellida, Glossiphoniidae. The record is from RefSeq and is a predicted model, not a curated record. The annotation marks the transcript as partial.